AUGACCGAUAUUGCAGCCCUAGAGAACCGUCUUCCUCCGGAAGCAAAGGAGGAUAUUGCCAAGUCCGAUAUCUCGCUCAAGGAACGGUUUUUCCGAUACUUUCAGCAUGAGAUCACCGCCCUGCAAGGACAAAUGGAUCGCCUCGCCGAUACCUCUCUGAUAGCCGGUGAGCGCUCAGAUGCCAGCGAUCACUGCCUCGCGGGCAUUGCGAGGUUGUCCCAUGAAAUCAAAGACGCAUCUAGCUAUCUGCCUACAUAUGAUCAACGGAUCUAUGCCGAAGCAAUCAAGGCAUUGCAAGAGAAGCUAGCCGAGACACGAGCAGCCGUCCAGCCCCGAGCCAAAUUCUCAUUCAAGACAAAAAAGAACCCUUCUGCCGUAUCACUGUCAGACGCUGCCGAUUUCACUGCCCAAGGCCGGCAUCCCAUCCCUGGCUAUCUCUCGCCCGAUGUCUCCUCGCGCGAAUCGUCCAUGAACCCCACUCCAACCUAUCCCUCAACCCCAAUCAAUGAAGUCGAGCAGCUGCAGCUGAGACCUGAAAUUGCCCCGACCUCUUCCCCGGCUGUCCUCGAUGAAGGCAAGGUCGGCUCGCUUCUGGAAAAGAAGUCAGAUAUUCGACGGCCUACUUUUUCAAACGCCUCCUCGGUAUCUGUAGAUCAGCACUAUGGACUGCACAUUAUGCUUCCAUCGUCUGCUUCAAAAACUACAGUGCCGGCCUCCAUCACGUCUCUGCGUCACUGUGUAGUGGACAUGUCGAUUCCGACUUCGAAUGAUAAACCGUUUGCAAGUUUGACAGUCAAGGGCAUCAAAGAGAGCCUUCUUAUCUGUGGGCAAGUCGAAGGACCGGCUCAUAUAACAGGCGUAGAGCACAGCGUUCUCGUUGUCUCUUGCAGACAGUUCCGCAUGCACAACUGUGUCGAUGUCGACGUUUACCUGAGCUGUAGUAGCAACCCCAUCAUCGAAGACUGUACCGGAAUUCGCUUUACCCGGGUUCCUAAACAUUAUGUCCUCGAGCAUAAUCAUCACGAAGGAGCCGAAGGGGCCGAUAAAUGGGACCAGGUGGAAGACUUUAAAUGGAUAAAACCAGAACCCAGCCCAAACUGGAGCCUUCUUAGCGACAACGACAGCGUGCCGGAAGAAGUUUGGGGUGAAAUGGUGCCUGGUGGGCCCUGUUGGUCAUUGGAGGAUAUUUUGCGAGCUACGAAAGUGCUGAAGGACUAA
Talaromyces rugulosus is the source of this 1218-nucleotide messenger RNA. RefSeq lists its product as uncharacterized. Gene Ontology annotation, biological process: tubulin complex assembly; post-chaperonin tubulin folding pathway. Gene Ontology annotation, cellular component: cytoplasm. Lineage: Eukaryota; Fungi; Ascomycota; Eurotiomycetes; Eurotiales; Trichocomaceae. The transcript is spliced from 4 exons. Gene Ontology annotation, molecular function: tubulin binding. Bases 1 to 1218 code for a protein of 405 amino acids. The record is from RefSeq and is a predicted model, not a curated record.